GUGCGGGGCGGUCCUGGCCCGGCCUAUAUAUUGGGUUGGCGCCGGCGCCAGCUGAGCUGAGCUGUACUGUACGGUAGCGGGUCUGGUGAGGCUUCAAACACCUAAAAGAAGAGAAUGUCAAGACGCAGUAGCCGUUUACAAGCUAAGCAGCAAGCCCAGCCCAGACAGUCUGACUCCCCCCAAGAAGCCCAGAUCUUCCAGGUCAAGAAGAGAAAAACAGCACAGGAUGUCAAAAAGAGAAAAGAGGAGCAGGUCACCAAGAAACAUCAGUAUGAGAUUAGGAAUUGUUGGCCACCUGUAUUAUCUGGCGGAAUCAGUCCUUGUAUUAUCAUUGAAACACCUCAUAAAGAAAUAGAAACAAGUGACUUCUCCAGAUUCACAAACUACAGAUUUAAAAAUCUUUUUAUUAAUCCUUCACCUUUGCCAGAAUUAAGCUGGGGAUGUUCAAAGGAGGUUUGGCUAAACAUGUUACAAAAGGAGAGCCGGUAUGUUCAUGACAAACACUUUGAAGUUUUACAUUCUGACUUGGAACCACAGAUGAGGUCAAUUCUUCUAGACUGGCUUUUAGAGGUAUGUGAAGUAUACACACUUCAUAGGGAAACAUUUUAUCUUGCACAAGAUUUUUUUGAUAGAUUUAUGUUGACACAAAAGGAUGUUAAUAAGAAUACACUUCAACUCAUUGGAAUUACCUCAUUAUUCAUUGCUUCCAAACUUGAGGAAAUCUACGCUCCAAAACUCCAAGAGUUUGCUUAUGUCACUGAUGGUGCUUGCAGUGAAGAUGAUAUCUUAAGGAUGGAACUCACUAUUUUGAAGGCUUUAAAGUGGGAACUUUGUCCUGUAACAGUCAUCUCCUGGUUAAAUCUCUUUCUACAAAUUGAUGCUGUUAAAGAUGCUCCUAAAGUUCUUCUACCUCAGUAUUCUCAGGAAACAUUCAUUCAAAUAGCCCAGCUUUUAGAUCUGUGUAUUCUAUCCAUUGACUCAUUAGAGUUCCAGUACAGUAUAUUGGCUGCUGCUGCCUUAUGCCAUUUUACCUCCAUUGAAGUGGUUAAGAAAGCCUCAGGUUUGGAAUGGGACAGCAUCUCAGAAUGUGUAGACUGGAUGGUGCCUUUUGUCAGUGUGGUAAAAAGUACAAGUCCAGUGAAACUGAAGACUUUUAAGAAGAUACCUAUGGAAGACAGACAUAAUAUCCAAACGCAUACAAACUAUUUGGCUCUGCUGGAGGAAGCAAAUUAUGUAAACACCUUCAGAAAAGGAGGACAAGUGUCACCAGUGUGCAAUGGAGGCAUUAUGACACCACCGAAGAGCACCGAAAAACCACCAGGAAAACACUAAAGUUGUUAACAAAGCCAGCAAGUUGGAACUGACCAAGUACUGGGCAGAAUUUCAUACAUCUGAACUAAAGAAUUAUAGGAAACUAGUGCUGUGAUUGCCAAUUUAAAAGUUAUACCGCUGUUACUUUGAUUUUAAAACGGGCACGAAAGAAAUUUACUUUCUGAAUUAGCUGUUAAAACAGCAGGACUUGUUUACAAGACUUCAUUCACAAGGUUACUGAAAUGAAGCCUGCCACAAUUUAUGCCAUGUCAAUUGUGGGUUUUUGUUUGGGAAUCCAGUGUUACUACAUUUAUCUUGAUAAACUAGGAAUUUUAUCAUUGGAGUUUUGGACUAGACAUCUGCUACCUUACCAGGGUAGGUAAGUAAUACAAUACUUUGAACCUCGCUUUUAAGAUUCUCAGAAUUCCUAUCUUCUUGACUAGUGCAAUCUGCUUACUGAAAAUAAAAUUUAAACUUGUUUACAAAGAUUUAUUUUGUAAUAAGGUGACUAAUUUAUCAGAAGUGCUGUAACAAGCUAUGAUAAAACUUGAAUUUACACAAAUGGUGAGAUUUACUCUGUUUGUAAGCUACUUUAUUUACCUUGCAGUAACAUUUUUUAAUCAGUAUGGCUUUGGAUGAACCUGAUGUUUAAACUGCUCUAAAUAGGGGAAGAACCAAAGAAAAUUAAAAAAUGCUUUGGCUCCUAUUGGGGCUUUGGCAGAUAGGUUGCUUUAUAAUAAUAUUCUUUUGAGCAUCAUAAUUUGGGUAAAAAACAAGUAAUUUUUCAAACUAUAUGAGAAUGUCACUUUAUCGCUCUUAAGACAUCCCUAAGAAUUUUUAUUUGGCUAUGGUUUUGUUUGCAAAACUGCUAAGAUCCAUUUUAAGUUCCUGCAUUAUGAGACAAAACUAGUAUCAAAAGUGAUAAAAGUUUAACACUCAACCUAAAGUUAUUUUUCUUAAGGCAGUAAAAUAUCCCACAGAAAUUUAUUUAUUUAAACUUGCUGUAUAUACAUUAGCUACUUAUUCAUACAUGUUCUAGAUUAACCAUUUUUAAAGGAAUUUUAGCCACAUAAACUAGAUUUAAUUAGGAAAAAUAGUAUACUAGAUUGCUAGUGUUAUUAGACAUGUGACUCGACUCUUUUGAAGAAAUUGUAA
Messenger RNA from Dipodomys ordii (Ord's kangaroo rat), 2466 nucleotides. It is a transcript of the gene Ccne2, whose product is annotated as cyclin E2. The transcript has 12 exons. Bases 115 to 1332 code for a protein of 405 amino acids. Gene Ontology annotation, cellular component: nucleus; centrosome; cyclin E1-CDK2 complex. The record is from RefSeq and is a predicted model, not a curated record. Gene Ontology annotation, molecular function: cyclin-dependent protein serine/threonine kinase regulator activity. Lineage: Eukaryota; Metazoa; Chordata; Mammalia; Rodentia; Heteromyidae. Gene Ontology annotation, biological process: regulation of cyclin-dependent protein serine/threonine kinase activity; G1/S transition of mitotic cell cycle.